Molecule: messenger RNA, 612 nt
Organism: Pygoscelis adeliae (Adelie penguin)
Lineage: Eukaryota; Metazoa; Chordata; Aves; Sphenisciformes; Spheniscidae
Product: olfactory receptor 6M1-like
Exons: 3
Coding region: 1-612 (203 amino acids)
Source: RefSeq, a predicted model, not a curated record
AUGUAUUUUUUCCUGGGGUUGUCCUUCCUGGAUAUAACGUAUACCUCAGUCACAGUCCCCAAGUUGCUCUCCAUGCUGGUAAGUGGGAAUCAGAGCAUCUGUUUUGCCAGCUGUGUCUUGCAGUCUUAUUUCUUCUUCAUCCUUGGGAUGAUGGCCUGUGACAGAUACAUAGCUGUAUGCUACACCCUCAGUGUAGUUAACCACUUCUGUGCUAUUCUACCACUGCUGCAAUUGGCAUGUGUGGGCACGUAUGUGAUGCAAAAGUUGAUACUGAUACUUUCUUCUCUGGUGAUUUUGAGCACCUUCCUUUCUAUUGCUAUGUCUUACAUCUAUAUUGUCAUCACCAUCCUGAAGACCCCUUCUACUGCAGCCUUCUCCACUUGCGUUUCCCAGCUCGCGGUUCACUCAUCGUUUUGUGGCGCAGGGAUUUUCAUGUAUUUGAGUCCAACAGCAAGGACUUCCUUGAACAUGACCAAAAUUGUACCCGUGGCAUACAGCGUGGCCACUCGCAUGUUGAAUCCAAUGAUCUGCAGCCUAAGAAAUCAAGAUAUGAAGGCGGCUUUGAGGACAAUGCUCAUAAAAAGAAAGCUGGGAAGGAGGGGUUUUGUGUAG